ACUCCAUAGGACAUUGUAAUACGGAUUACAACAAACAAAGGGAGUCUCUCUCCUCUCCUAGAGAGAGAGUUCUCUCUCGAUCUUUUCCUCUCUUAUCAAUCCAUAUCUUUCAGAGAGGUUAGAGUUGUGUUGAGAGUGAGAGAGGUCUCUCUUUUUGUUCUCCGGUUACGGUCCAUCCGACCGGCUUUCGUCUCCGGCGUUCUCGCGUUCUUCUCCGGCGGAAAACGACUGGCUUUUGACUUUGGGAUGCGGAGUAUUUCUCAGCUCCGUAUCGCCGGCUUUUGGCUCCGCGUCACGCGUCUUUGGUGUUGACGGCGGCUUUUCAUCGGGGUUAUCCCGGUUUAGUCUGGCCGGCGUUUCUGCUCUUCUUCUUCCCAAUCGACUCUCCUUCCUUGACCUCGUCGGUCUGAUUUGCAUGUUGGAAGAUUGAUGGUUAAGGGAUGAUUGAAGACGAUUGAAUCUUUUGGAAAUGGCUGGUCCGGAAGCGAUUUGGCUAACCGUGAAGAAGGCUCUGUCUGAGUUUCUUUCUUCAUCGGCUUCAGUUCUGCUGACGGCGGAAGUCCGUCGCCUCUCCGUUGCAGUGCCGGUGAAAGAUGGCUGACUCUCGCCUUGACACGUGUCUCAGGAUGCUGGGCGUUCGUACACGUGGUGGGCAAGCUGUCAGUUCCUUCCUCAUCCGGUUUUCGUUUUGGGCUUUAGGCCCAGAGCGGUUUGUACAGUCUGACCCGUUUAUUAGGCCUGUUGUCUCUUGUUGUUAUGGAAUGGGCCUAGUUGGGCCUUUUUCCUUUUAAUAAAAUACCAGUGAAAAAAAAAAAAAAAAACCCCAUAGGACCAUCGUCGUCAUUAUAAACUGGAUCAUAAAAUAAAAAUGAUUAAAAGAACUGAUCUACAUAACCCCAAUAGAGAGAGAUACAAAAGAUGAUGUCCUUUAGAAUUCCAAAUAUAAGACCAUGCGCAUUGAGGUAUCAUGCGGGGUUCACGGGCUCGAGUUCAUAGGCCCAAUUGAUUAAAAACACAUAAAAAAAGGGUUUGUUUCGCCGAACCGGGCCUUACGGUUGAACUCGUAAGGGGCGGGUUCAAGCCACGUGUCCUCCUCUCAGUGGCUUCUCCUUUCCGCGUUGGCGAGAGAGAAAGAAGGGUCUCGGCGUCUUGAUUCAUUUCUCUCAUCUCCGUAAAAGCUAGGGUUUUUUUCUCUCUGAGGCGAUUCUCUGUGCGACCUCCAUCUCCGGCGGUAUUCUCCAGCAAAUCCACUCUGGUUUCUCUUCUCCACCUCUUAGGUGAGUAUUGAGUUGAACGGUAGAAUUCUCCACCUCCUCUCCAUCUUUUUGUGUUUCGGUUUUAAAUCGAUUUGGGGAUUUUUUGUUUGAGGGUUUCAAAAUCGAUAGAGGGUUUUCGAUUAAUUGAUGUAAAUCGGCAUGCUCGUUUCAUUAGGGUUAGUUUCUGUGAAAUUUCAAAUCGAUAGAGGGGUUUAGAGGUUAUAUUCACUUCAGUUAGUAACUAAGUAGUGGCUCGUAGUAAUGACCAAAGCGUAAACUCGUUGGUUCUUGGUUAGAUUUCUAGUCGGAAUAGAGUUGUUGUUACCUUGGCCAUACGAUAAUAGGACCAUACUUUAGGCGAUGGAUUGCUUCCAUCGAGCCACUCAUGUAAUAGCGGUAGAGAAUAAUUUGGAUGAUUCCGGUUUUGACUGAACCGGGACAUGUCUUUCUCAUCUUCUUUGUUUCUUACAUGUAAUUGGAACUCGAUUGUUGCAGAUGGAAACUCCCCGAGAACCUCAUUUCUUCAAGCCUCUUCUUCCUGGUUUUCACAGUGGCGUGGCAAUACCACUUGACUUCUACUCAAAACACAUACAAGGGGCUGAGAUCAAUAAACCAUGGAAGCUAAGAUCGGACGCUUCGGAUCAAAUUUGGGAGGUGAUCCGAGAAGGCAGGACACUCACCAAAGGUUGGAAAGAGUUCACCGAAGCACAUGAUCUUCGAAUCGGUGACAUUGUCAUCUUCAAACACGAAGGAGACAUGGUCUUUCAUGUGACUCCUUUUGGUCCUAGCUGUUGUGAGAUUCUGUGGUCCGACGCGGAUGAUGCUCCUACUUUCUCAUACGACUACUGCUUCUUGGCUGAGGUUACUCCUACAAAUCAAAAGGACGACAAAAUGUUUCUUCCUGUGGAAGCUAUGAGGUGUGGUGCUUUGAACCAACAAUGCAAAGAGGUCAAACUUGUCAACAAGGAGGGAAAGUCAUGGACUACGCGCUUCGGAUUUAGCGAAUCAGACGGCGCAUAUUACAUCAGCAGAGGGUGGAGAAAGUUCUGUCGUGAUAACAGAUGCACCAACGGAGAUUUGUUUGUGUUCAACGUGGUUGGAGACGGGACGACAACUCCAUUACUGUGUGUAUGUCCGGAAAGGAAAGAGUGUACUGAACUACUGAUCAAGCACUUCAGCAGAAUCGAUGGUAGCAUUGCUUCUACCUCACGAAAUUAGAUGGCUCUUUUGCGGUCUUUCCUCUCUAUCAUCUUAACUUGUUUCCUUUUGUUUCAUUAGCAACUUAUCAACUUAUGUAUUUCGGUUUGUAAAACUUGAAUGGUUUUUCUAUGUGAACUUUUAUCCUAAGUUAAACAUUCUCGAACUUAAUUCCUUUGUUGAAUGCGUAGACUGAUCAUCGAACAAAAUGUUUCUAUGAAUUGAAUUGA
Brassica napus (rape) is the source of this 2683-nucleotide messenger RNA. RefSeq names its product B3 domain-containing protein REM9-like. Gene Ontology annotation, molecular function: DNA binding. The record is from RefSeq and is a predicted model, not a curated record. Lineage: Eukaryota; Viridiplantae; Streptophyta; Magnoliopsida; Brassicales; Brassicaceae. The transcript has 3 exons. The coding region runs from base 1752 to 2474 and encodes 240 amino acids.